This is a messenger RNA of Phytophthora nicotianae INRA-310, 1716 nucleotides long. RefSeq lists its product as hypothetical. Bases 1 to 1716 code for a protein of 571 amino acids. Lineage: Eukaryota; Oomycota; Peronosporomycetes; Peronosporales; Peronosporaceae. The transcript has 2 exons. The record is from RefSeq and is a predicted model, not a curated record.
AUGGACAACGCAAUGAGAAGCUUCCAGUUGAGAAGGACAGUCACAGGAAUUGUUCCCACGUCAGACAGGCUGGGAAUCACUGCCGCUCAGUCUACUUCUCGCUUCGCGUCUUGGCGACAGUUAGAAGAACAGUGGAACCGAAUUCAGGUUGGUCGCCAGGGAUCGUACUCUGUUGAACGUCUCAUGUGUUUAGAGAAUUACUGCAAUACGACGUCGUGGACUCGAGUGGUUUUGAUCUGCGCACUCACUCCAAUCCCUGCUCUUUUGGUAGCCGUGCUGCUUGAAUGUCUCCCACUACGGCCACCGUCCGAGGGGUGGGUAGCAAACUGGGUGUUUUGGCUUCGUGUGUUGUUGACAAGUGUUCUGCUUGCCUUCGGUGGGUACUCUCAACUGGCAGCAUUUGUUCCGGAUUUGGAGUUUUCUGUUUCGGAGAUUAUCGGGUUUCCUGUGCCGCUUUUGAUGCAAUUUGGUGCUAUUCCAACCGGCUUUUUCGCGGUACUCUUGCUGCGGCUUGUCGUUGGAUCUGGCGUGUUUGUGGGUGGUUUUCCUGUCGUGGUUCGUAUGAAGAGAUUUCAUCGGUAUUUUCUUGCGUUAAUUGGUCUCUCUGGGUUGUAUCCUGUCUUCAAAGUGUUGUACGACAGCGUUCCUCUAGCAUAUCGAGGUGGAGUGAUUCUCGUUUUACCAGUCUGGAGAUUUGCAGCAAAGCACUUUAUCGUCUACGUUUCUCGUGACCUGGAAGACAUUAUACCAGAAUCUGUGGCGUUUCUGGUUGAUUUUUUCAGCCCGCUCUUCGUAUCAGUGUGUAUGUCAUCCUCAGGACCAUUCUACUUGUCUUUCCUGUUUAUUGCAGCAGAUCUAAGCCAAAUAUUAUUGGAGCUUCGUGAAUUGAGUGGCAAUGCGAAGGUGGUGUUGCAGCUCAUCGGGCCACAGCUACAGGAUCCUAUUCAUCCGCGAAGCUCCACACCAGAGCCGACAACAUUGCUGACGGUAAUUAUCGACGCGGUUGAAAAACCGGCAGUGUUUCAGGCGAAGUCGUUGGAAUCUGUGCGUCUCUGGGCAUGUCUGCCCCAUUAUCUUACAAUUAAACAAGUUGAACAGCUCGUCAAUCUGGAAGCCUCAGACGUAUAUUGUCGGCGGAAUCAAUUUUGUAGCAACAAGGCGAUGAGAUUUUCACAGCAGCCUGAACUCAAACACAGUGUGUCUACUUUACCGACCCCAAGAUUCAAACAAGUAAAACCCUCAUCGAAAAUUCAACCUACUAGCGAUUCGAUUCGCGAACAAGCAACCUUUCCAAACAAUCCCAUAUUACUGACAGAGAAUGCGAACGAGUUGGUCCUAGCGGGCUUAAAGCUGUUCUUUCACUGCGAAUACAUUGCAUUGGUUGAGUACGUUGAAUGCAUCACCCCAAUAAUUUACGUGGUGUACAAGUCGGUCCUGGAACAGUUGCCCAAUAUUGUCUACUAUCCUGGUGGUGCGGGUAAUUGGAACAACUGCAGCGAAUAUUUUGGUGCUAGCAACUACGGAAGUCGGCUCUCUCGUUUUCCUUCACCAUUUUCUGCAGCGCAAGUUUGCCUUUUCUUCAUUGCACCAGCUAGCGUUCGUAUUGGAAAACCAGGUUUAUCUUGUACAGGCGAAGCUAUUUGCUGGAAUCCUUCUUCUGAUACCGUUUCAGCUGAAGCAUUUUGGUACGUAUUUCUUAUGUUAGUGCUGGGUUAG